CCAGAAAAUAAAUAUCGUACGUACAAUAGGGCAAACGCCAUGCCCAUUGUGUGGCCUUCACCAGCUUCACUCAUUUUGCGCCUUUUCUCUCGCUCUCACCUCUCUCAACCCACACAUUAAGCGGCGCACGGGAGAAUGACAGAGUCCAUGGCGGCCGCCUCGUCGACCUGCCACCUGGUGGCGGUUCCCUACCCGGGCCGCGGCCACGUCAACCCCAUGAUGUGCCUGUGCCGCCUCCUCGCCGCCCACGGCGCCCUCGUCACUUUCGUCGUCACCGAGGAGUGGCUCGCCCUGCUCCGCGCCGCACCCGGCCGGCCGCCGCCCACCGCAAUCCGCCUCCGCACCAUCCCCAACGUCAUCCCCUCCGAGUCGGGCCGCGCCGCCGACUUCCCCGGGUUCCUCGACGCCGUGUUCACCAGGAUGGGCGACCCCUUCGAGCGCCUCCUCGACGAGCUGGAGCCCGCACCGGCCGCCAUCGUGGCCGACUCGUACCUGCCCUGGGCCGUGGCGAUCGGCAACCGCAGGGGCAUCCCGGUGGCCUCGCUGUUCACCAUGUCCGCCGCCUUCUUCUCCGUUUUCUACCAAGUGGACCGCGUCCCUGGCCUGCUGCGGCCUCAGGCAGCCGUGCCUGACCACGCAAUAGGAGGAGAUCUUUUGGCGCAAUGGAUUCCUGGCCUAACUUCUCUUAGAUCAGCAGACUUCAUGCCCUUAAUUCGAAUGAAGAAGCCAACCGAGAGAGUGUUGGAGACCUUCUCCUGGAUUCCAAAGGCACAAACUGUUCUCUUCACUACCUUCUACGAGCUCGAGCCUCGUGUACUUGACUCACUUCGAUCAGAGCUCUCAUGCCCUGUGUACUCUGUCGGACCCUGUAUUCCUUACAUGCUGCCACAAGUGAACGGCUCAAUUCCAUGCAGUGGCAAUGAGGACGACUACUUCAGCUGGCUCGAUUCCCAGAUGGAACGAUCUGUGCUUUAUGUCUCAUUGGGCAGCUUCCUCUCUGUCUCAAAGUCACAGAUGGAAGAGAUAGCAAUGGGCCUCUGUGCCAGCCAACCCAAGUUCCUGUGGGUUGCUCGUGAUGACUCUCUCAGAAUUCAGCAGAUGUGUGCUAGAUCGGGCCUCGUGGUGCCAUGGUGCGACCAGCUGAGGGUCCUGCAUCAUCCUUCAGUUGGAGGAUUCCUGACUCACUGUGGGUGGAAUUCAACUCUGGAAGCUGUGUUUGCAGGGGUUCCAAUGCUCACCUUCCCCCUACUAUGGGAUCAAAUAGCUAAUAGCCGACUUGUUGUAGAAGAAUGGAAGGUUGGUCUCAGUUUGAAGGAAAAGUUGGGCGAAGACAACGUUAUUGGAAGAGAUGACAUCGCCAUGUUUGUCAAGAGACUAAUGGAUUCCAAUGGCCUUGAGAGUACAGAGAUGAGGAGAAGAGCCACGGAACUCCGAAUAGCUUCUCUUAAAGCGAUUGAGGAAGGUGGUUCUUCCGACACUGGCAUCACUUCCUUCCUACAUGGCCUUAUGAAGUGUAAUGAUUGAUCAGGAGGUUAGUCUGAUAGCUGCUGAUGUUGUGCUUUGUAAGACCAAGAGCAGAAACAUUGAUUGAUGUGCAAGGACUUCCAUUUGAGGGUUUUCCAAUGACAAGUAUUAGCUAAAAUCUCAGGUCUUAGGCUGUGAUAACAACUCUGUGACUUCUCUUGUUUGUGUUCUGACUUUGUUGAGGAUGAUCCACUUGCAGUCUUGAGGUGAUAAAGACUUCUCUUGUUUGUGUUC
Molecule: messenger RNA, 1758 nt
Organism: Musa acuminata AAA Group (dessert banana)
Lineage: Eukaryota; Viridiplantae; Streptophyta; Magnoliopsida; Zingiberales; Musaceae
Product: UDP-glycosyltransferase 87A1
Exons: 2
Coding region: 136-1524 (462 amino acids)
Molecular function (GO): UDP-glucosyltransferase activity
Source: RefSeq, a predicted model, not a curated record